Molecule: messenger RNA, 1508 nt
Organism: Salvelinus sp. IW2-2015
Lineage: Eukaryota; Metazoa; Chordata; Actinopteri; Salmoniformes; Salmonidae
Source: RefSeq, a predicted model, not a curated record
AUGGUUCUAUUAGGUUUCAGGGUAUUCAAAAAAGCAAGUCCCAAUGGAAAGCUCACAGUGUACCUGGGGAAGAGGGACUUUGUGGACCACGUUGACCUGGUGGAACCCGUAGACGGCGUGGUGUUGAUAGAUCCGGAGUACCUGAAAGAGAGAAAAGUGUUUGUGACGUUGACAUGCGCCUUCCGUUAUGGACGUGAAGACUUGGAUGUUCUGGGCUUGACGUUUCGAAAGGACCUCUUCGUGGCCAACAUCCAGGCCUUCCCUCCAGUGCCCGAAGACAAAAAGAGGUUAACUCGCCUUCAAGAACGCCUGAUCAAAAAGCUUGGGGAACAUGCUCACCCUUUCACCUUCGAGAUUCCACUGAAUUAUCCGUGCUCAGUCACCCUGCAGCCUGGACCGGAGGACACGGGGAAGGCCUGCGGGGUUGACUUUGAAGUCAAAGCUUUCUGCUCAGAGAACGUCCAAGACAAAAUACAUAAAAGGUAAAACUAUGUGCGCCUGGUGAUCCGUAAGGUCCAGUACGCCCCAGAGAAGCCCGGCCCCCAGCCCAUGGCUGAGACCACCAGACAGUUCCUGAUGUCUGACAAGCCACUGCACCUUGAGGCCUCACUGGAUAAAGAGAUCUACUACCACGGGGAGCCAAUCAGUGUCAACGUUCACGUCACAAACAACACCAACAAGACAGUGAAGAAAAUGAAGAUUUCAGGACGCAGAUUCAUAUCUGAAUACAACAAUCCCACCAGCUUCCACAAUCCCACCAGUUUCCACAAUCUCACCAGCUUCCACAAUCGCCCCAGCUUCCACAAUCGCACCAGCUUCCACAAUCGCACCAGCUUCCACAAUCCCUCCAGCUUCCACAAUCCCACCAGCUUCCACAAUCCCACCAGUUUCCACAAUCCCACCAGCUUCCACAAUCCCAGCUGGUUAAGAGAGGGAGCCAACAAGGAGAUCCUGGGUAUCAUCGUAUCCUACAAAGUCAAAGUGAAGCUUGUUGUGUCUCGAGGCGGAAUCUUAGGAGAUCUUGCAACAAGUGAUGUCCAUGUUGAGCUCCCCUUUACAUUAAUGCAUCCCAAACCGAUCGAAGAUGCAAUCUACAGAGAUGCUGCAGACGAGGCGCCAAUAGACACAAACUUGAUAGAAUUUGACACAAACGACGAUGACAUCAUCUUUGAGGAUUUUGCGCGGCAGCGGCUGAUCGGAGCGAAAGACGAUGAGGAUGAGGAGGGUACAGACUCUCCCAAGCUGAACCACAGAUAGAGGAGGGAGAUGGAAGCUGCUGUGUUGUUCCUGUGUUGUGGUACAGAGGAGCUACUGUGACUGGAGGAGAGAGGGAGACCCUUUAGAGUCCAGGGAGACCUUUUAAACACACUCACAGUGGUGCCGUUGUCCUGUUUUUGUUCACAUUCGUCUUCUCCAUACAGCAAGGAUGUUAGAGAGAAAGUGUAGAGGAAAUGAGGCCUAGGUGUGGUUUGAGUUGGGGGGACCUUGAGGCCUAGUCGUGGUGUGGU